UCAAAGAUGUCUGCGCCCAUUGCAAAAUAGCUGAAGUAUAUCUAAUCAGUGAUUUGGCCUGUUCCAAGGUCGUUUGAGGGGAAAGACUCAGAUGAUAAGCCGGAACAUCGAGUUGUGUGGGGGAAGCCUGUAGCGGAAACACUGAUAGACAGCCCCUUCAGACAAGAUGGUGUUGAUAUUCAAGAAGAGCCCGAUGCUCAACACAAUGACCACCUAUGCCAUAUUGUGGACCAUUGCCGAUGUCUCAGAACAGAAAUUUGUCUCAAAGAAAAAGAAACUUGAUGUGUUGAAAACUGCCCGGAUGACUGUUGUGGGGUCUAUGGUGAUUGCUCCCCUUGUUGUUGCCUGGAUCCGAUUUGCAGAACGUGUCUUCCCAGGAACACACUUCAGGGCUGUGAUCAAGAAAGUUGUCAGUGAACAGAUUAUGUUUGCUCCUGUCGGAAAUUUGAGUUUUUACACAGCUACUAGUCUGCUUGAAAGGAAGGAUGUAGUGACAGAAAUCAAGGCAAAGUUCCUUAAAACCUACAAGACGGGGCUGAUGUUCUGGCCCUUCGUCCAGACAGUCAACUACUCGGCUGUCCCCCACCUCUACAAGCCGGUGUUUGUGGCCGGCGCAUCCUUCAUGUGGAGUCUCUUCCUCUGCUUCAUGAAAGAAGAUCCUAACAAAGUGAAUGCACAAAAACCCAAGUCCAGUUAACACCGGGUAGGAUUAGUGAGACGUCUAGUAGCUGGUUUCACUGCUCAUCAAGUGACACGGCAUUCAACACCACCAACAGCUUGGGUCAUUGCUCAUCUAGUAACUCCAGACAUCAUCACCACCAACAGCUGGGGUCAUUGCUCGUCUAGUUACUCCAGAGAUCAACACCACCAACAGCUGGGGUCAUUGCUUGUCUAGUAACUCCAGACACCAACAGCUGGGGUCAUUGCUCAUCUAGUAACUCCAGACACCAACAGCUUGGGUCAUUGCUCGUCUAGUAACUCCAGACACCAACAGCUUGGGUCAUUGCUCAUCUAGUUACUCCAGAGAUCAACACCACCAACAGCUUGGGUCAUUGCUCGUCUAGUUACUCCAGAGAUCAACACCACCAACAGCUGGGGUCAUUGCUCAUCUAGUUACUGCAGAGAUCAACACCACCAACAGCUUGGGUCAUUGCUCGUCUAGUUACUCCAGAGAUCAACACCACCAACAGCUGGGGUCAUUGCUCAUCUAGUAACUCCAGACAUCAUCACCACCAACAGCUGGGGUCAUUGCUUGUCUAGUUACUCCAGAGAUCAACACCACCAACAGCUGGGGUCAUUGCUCGUCUAGUAGCUCCAGACAUCAACAGCUGGGGUCAUUGCUCGUCUAGUUACUCCAGAGAUCAACACCACCAACAGCUGGGGUCAUUGCUCAUCUAGUUACUGCAGAGAUCAACACCACCAACAGCUGGGGUCAUUGCUCGUCUAGUAACUCCAGACAUCAACAGCUGGGGUCAUUGCUCAUCUAGUAACUCCAGACAUCAACACCACCAACAGCUUGGGUCAUUGCUCGUCUAUUAACUCCAGAGAUCAACACCA
This is a messenger RNA of Haliotis rufescens (red abalone), 1557 nucleotides long. Its product is annotated as mpv17-like protein. Gene Ontology annotation, cellular component: cytoplasm; membrane. Bases 167 to 697 code for a protein of 176 amino acids. The transcript has 5 exons. The record is from RefSeq and is a predicted model, not a curated record. Lineage: Eukaryota; Metazoa; Mollusca; Gastropoda; Lepetellida; Haliotidae.